Phalacrocorax carbo (great cormorant) is the source of this 376-nucleotide messenger RNA. NCBI's taxonomy places the organism in Eukaryota, Metazoa, Chordata, Aves, Suliformes, Phalacrocoracidae. The record is from RefSeq and is a predicted model, not a curated record.
GGCAGCAUCACCAAGGGAGGGCCCGUGACGGUGUGCAGGGACGAAGAGCUGCAGGGCCAGCCAGACCCGUUUUUCAUCAAGGGGAAGAGGGUGUCGGGGGGACCCCAGAUGAUCCAGCUCAGCUUGGAUGGGAAGAGGCUGUACGUCACCACGUCCCUCUACAGCGCCUGGGACCGGCAGUUCUACCCCGACCUCGUCAGGGACGGCUCCGUCAUGCUGCAGCUGGACGUGGACACGGAGCAGGGCGGCCUGACGGUCAACGGGAGCUUCCUGGUGGAUUUUGGGAAGGAGCCCGGCGGGCCCUGCCUGGCGCACGAGAUCCGCUACCCCGGCGGGGACUGCACCUCCGAUAUUUGGGUCUAGCCGCCCUCUGCUG